Molecule: messenger RNA, 1245 nt
Organism: Limanda limanda (common dab)
Lineage: Eukaryota; Metazoa; Chordata; Actinopteri; Pleuronectiformes; Pleuronectidae
Gene: pax4
Product: paired box 4
Exons: 10
Coding region: 1-1245 (414 amino acids)
Biological process (GO): regulation of transcription by RNA polymerase II; anatomical structure development
Molecular function (GO): DNA-binding transcription factor activity, RNA polymerase II-specific; RNA polymerase II cis-regulatory region sequence-specific DNA binding
Source: RefSeq, a predicted model, not a curated record
AUGUGCGGAACCAACGCUGAUCUUCAAAAUAAAGGUGGAGGGCGUGUGAACCAGCUGGGAGGCAUGUUUCUGAACGGAAGACCUCUCCCUGAAUCCAAGAGGAGGAAAAUGAUCGAGCUGGCCUCGGAGGGGGUCCGUCCCAGCCAAAUAUCCAGGAUACUUCGGGUGUCCAAUGGGUGCGUGAGUAAGAUCCUGAGCCGGUACCGACGCACGGGACUCCUGGAGCCCAAGACCACCGGAGGGAGCCGACCUCGACUCCUCACCCCCGGGGUCAUCUCCACCAUCAUCCGGUGCAAGAGGGAGAACCCCACUAUUUUCGCCUGGGAGAUCCGGAAGCGCAUGGCUGCGGCUCGACUCUGCAAAGUCUCCAAGAUUCCCAGCGUGUCUUCCAUAAAUCGGAUUUUAAGAAAGAUCCACCUGGAGCAUGGACCCAUGUGCAUGGAGCUCAGCGCGCACAUGGAGCCGGAUUUUGAUCAUUUGAUUCAAGAUGAGGUGAAUCACAGAGACACAGUCUGCAGCGAUGAGCACAAACCUAAAGGUGUCCAGCAGCGGAACCGCACCAGCUUCACUUCUGAGCAGAGCAGGGCACUUGAGCAAGAGUUUUCUCACAGCCAGUAUGCAGACAUGUACCUGAGGGAGAAACUGUCGGCCAGAAUCAAACUUCCGGAGGAAACCAUCAAGGUCUGGUUUUCAAACAGACGGGCGAAGUGGAGGAGGGAAACCAAACAGAGGAGCAGCUCGCAGAGUAAGUACGUUCAGAAGCAAAGGGAUUUUCCUCCUGUGAAUCCAGCUCUGCCGCACGGCUUCACAUCUCCGCAGGCAACAGCAGUGUCGAGAAUGUACCGUCAUCACUCAGAAGCCUCCUCUUCCUAUGACACAGUUUCCAGGAAAUUACAAAACGGCUGCAUUUUCUCUACAGAAGCAGGUAAAAUCCGUGUUAGAAAUCCUGCACAGCUCACAUCCAUCUCUCUGCCUCCGUCACUCUUCCACCCCUCAAACAACGCGAUGACCCAGAACAUAGACACGACCCCGCUGGCUCUGCACUCGGAGGGAUUCCCUUUCCCACUGGUCCACCGGCCCACAGACGCCAGGACGUCCCUCCCAGUGCUGACUGAGGGGGUGCGGACAGGCCGCCCCGUGCCUCAGUGCUGGACCCAGCAGGGAGUUUCUCUCACUUGGAGCCAAAUCCAGACGGACCAGAGGUUUCUGUUCGCGCCGCAGACCUGGGACGUCCAUCCCCAGUAG